CUUCGCAAUCCCCUCGCAGAACCUCCCUAAACCUCCCUAAACCUCGUACUCCAUCCAUCUAGCUACCCCAAGGGCCAAACUAACACCACCUGUCUGAGACGACGCGUAUGACAUGUUCUGAACGUCCAAAUAAUUUUGUUCAGCUUUCUCGUCAACUAAACAGGCACCGUUCCAUACGGCACUUCUAUUUUCUGGAGAAUGCGAUCUGCUACCCCCUGAGGCUUGCAUAAUCCGGAAUGGCUUCCAUCUUGUUCAAGCUAGGGCAAGUACUAUCAGUGCUCUGCCUUUUCGUUUCACGGUCUCAAUCUGCGGUUUCGAGCAUAGAUCUCGGCUCCGAAGGGCUAAAAGUCGCUGUCGUGAACCUAAAACCCGGACAGAGCCCGAUCUCAAUCGCGAUCAACGAGAUGUCAAAACGCAAAUCUCCGGCCCUAGUGGCAUUCCAUUCUGGUACUCGCCUUAUCGGCGAAGAAGCUGCGGGACUCGUUGCUCGGUACCCCAACAAAGUCUAUUCUCAAAUCCGCGACAUAAUUGGGAAGCCUUAUAAUUACUCAAAAAGCUUUCUUGACUCGAUUUACUUACCGUUCCCAAUCAUAGAAGAUUCUAGAGGUGCUGUCAAUUUUAAAAUCGAUGACGACGGUUCCAUUUAUUCAGUUGAGGAGUUAUUAGCAAUGAUUUUGGGUUAUGCGGUGAAUUUGGCGGAGUUUCAUUCGAAGGUGCCGGUGAAGGACGCAGUGAUUACAGUGCCGCCGUAUUUUGGACAAGCGGAGCGAAGAGGUCUGCUUCAGGCGGCCAAGUUGGCUGGGGUUAAUGUUCUUUCACUGGUAAAUGAGCAUUCAGGGGCGGCGUUGCAGUAUGGGAUUGACAAGGAUUUUUCUAACGGGUCGAGGCAUGUUAUUUUCUAUGACAUGGGUGCGAGCAGUACAUAUGCAGCGUUAGUGCAUUACUCGGCAUAUAGUGGUAAAGAACAUGGGAAGACUGUGUCGGUCAACCAAUUUCAGGUCAAGGAUGUUAGAUGGGACCCAGAGCUCGGGGGCCGGAAUAUGGAAUUACGGUUGGUGGAGUACUUUGCAGAUGAGUUCAAUAAACAAGUUGGAAAUGGGUUUGAUGUGCGGAAAUCUUCCAAGGCAAUGGCUAAAUUGAAGAAACAAGUUAAGCGUACAAAAGAAAUUCUUAGUGCAAAUACAGUGGCUCCAAUAUCAGUGGAAUCCCUCUAUGAUGAUCGGGACUUCAGGAGUACCAUAACUCGUGAGAAGUUUGAAGAGCUCUGCGAAGAUUUGUGGGAGAAGUCUCUCAUUCCAGUGAAAGAAGUGCUUAAGUAUAGCGGUCUGAAGGUGGAUGAGAUAUAUGCAGUGGAGUUGAUAGGAGGUGGUACUAGAGUCCCAAAGUUGCAGGCUAAGCUCCAGGAAUAUCUUGGGAGGAAAGAGCUAGACAAACAUCUGGAUGCUGAUGAAGCUAUAGUUCUUGGUGCGGCACUGCAUGCUGCGAAUCUAAGUGAUGGAAUCAAACUAAAUCGUAAGCUUGGAAUGGUUGAUGGUUCUUCCUAUGGUUUUGUUUUUGUGUUAGAUGGACCUGAUUCUUUUAAUGAUGAGAGCAGUAGGCAGUUAAUUGUUCAACGAAUGAAGAAACUCCCCAGUAAGAUAUUCAGGUCCAUUAUCCACAACAAAGAUUUUGAAAUCUCACUUGCUUAUGAGAAUGAAGAUCCUUUACCACCCGGUGUCACUUCUCCCAUAUUUGCUCAGUAUGAUGUGUCUGGUUUGACUGAUGCGAGUGAGAACUAUUCAUCUCGGAACUUGUCCGCCCCUAUCAAGACAAAUCUGCAUUUCUCUCUCAGUAGAAGUGGAAUUAUUUCUUUGGAUCGGGCGGAUGCGGUUUUUGAAAUAACAGAAUGGGUGGAAGUUGCUAAAAGGAAUCUAACCCUGGAGAAUUCAACUACUACUUCCCCCAACAUAUCAGUUGAAGCUGAUGCGAAAAACUCUUCCGAAGAAAAUAAUGACAACUUGCAUGUUGCUGUUGGGUUCAGUAACAUAUCAAAUUCUAACAUGGAAGAGCAUAAUACCAUGGAUCUGAGUACAGAAAGAAAGCUGAAAAAGAGGACAUUUAGGGUUCCACUUAAGAUCGUUGAGAAGACAAUGGGGCCUGGAAUGCCCCUUUCAAAAGAAUCUCUUGCUGAAGCUACUAAUAAACUGGAAGCAUUGGACAAAAAAGAUGUGGAGAGAAGAAGAACUGCAGAGUUAAAAAAUAACUUGGAAGGAUAUAUUUAUGCUACUAAAGAAAAGCUUGAAUCAUCUGAGGAGUUGGAUCAAAUUUCUACUGGGGAGGAGCGCCAAUCAUUUAAUCACAAGCUUGAUGAGGUGCAAGAAUGGUUAUAUAUAGACGGUGAAGAUGCUACGGCUACAGAGUUUCAGGAACGCCUAGAUAUGUUAAAAGAUGUUGGUGGUUCCAUGUUCUUUAGACUGAAAGAGCUAACUGCACGGCCAGCUGCAGUUGAACAUGCUCGAAGAUAUCUUGUUGAGCUGCAACAGAUUUUACUGGGCUGGAAGACAAAUAAAUCUUGGCUUCCUGAAGAUAAAAUAAAUGAGGUUGUGAGUGAUGCUGACAUGCUCAGGAUUUGGUUGGAUGAAAAAGAGGCUGAGCAGAAGAAGAUUCCUGGGUUCAGUACUCCGGCUUUCACAUCUGAAGAAGUAUUUACUAAGGUUCUCAAUCUGCAAGACAAGGUUUCUGGGAUUAAUAGAAUUCCCAAGCCAAAGCCUAAAAUUGAGAAAGCUAUAAAAAACGAAACGGAGAGUACCAGGGAGAAUGUGACAAAUCCUAACUCGACGUCUGGGGAGAAUUUCAACCAAAGUCGACGAUCAGCUAGGGACACAGAUGGCUCAUCAAAUGCGAAAGUUGACCCCGAGCCCAAGGUUCACGACGAAUUGUGAACGAUGGAAGUUACAUUCAGGUUCAAAUGUUGAGUAUCUGCCUCUAG
This is a messenger RNA of Juglans microcarpa x Juglans regia, 2968 nucleotides long. Its product is annotated as heat shock 70 kDa protein 17. Bases 237 to 2921 code for a protein of 894 amino acids. Gene Ontology annotation, molecular function: ATP-dependent protein folding chaperone; ATP binding. NCBI's taxonomy places the organism in Eukaryota, Viridiplantae, Streptophyta, Magnoliopsida, Fagales, Juglandaceae. The transcript is spliced from 15 exons. Gene Ontology annotation, cellular component: endoplasmic reticulum chaperone complex. The record is from RefSeq and is a predicted model, not a curated record. Gene Ontology annotation, biological process: endoplasmic reticulum unfolded protein response; negative regulation of hypoxia-induced intrinsic apoptotic signaling pathway; cellular response to hypoxia.